CGUUGUUUAGCAGCAGAGAAGGCGAAGUGGACGUUGAAAAAAAGGAACAUUUCUAAACGCUCUACAACAAAAUGUGAGAGCAGGCAGGCCUGCUGCUCGGCUCGAGAGAAGGUGCAGCAGGUGGACACAAUAAAAUGGCUAUCACUGCAAGCAGGCCACUUUGUUAGAACUGUGGCUGAAUCUUGGAGCAGAGAUGAUAGCUGAACCGGAGACACCCAGCAGAAUUUCCUACCAAAAAGAGAAUGAGAGCCACUGUGAGUCUGACGAUGACUUGGAGAAUCAGAGGAGGGGAAGUGAAAGCAUUACUUCGACGUGGAAGAGACGAAGGGACCAGCCGGAGAAAAGCAGACGGAGAUCGUCAACCUUAAGGAGUUGCCGCCAGGUCCGAUCAGAUGGGCAUGAGCAGCAGGAUGAAGUUGAGGCUGUCACACUGUUUGAAGUGGUCAGGAUGGGCAAGAGCGCUAUGCAGUCUGUGGUUGAUGACUGGAUUGAAGAGUAUAAACAAGACAGAAAUACUGCGCUCCUGGAUCUCAUCAUUUUUUUUAUUCAGUGUUCAGGAUGCAGAGGAAUGGUUACGGCUGAAGUUUUUCAAAAUAUGCACAGUCCUGACAUUAGGAGAAAAAUGACUGAGGAAUUUGAUGAGGAGACUGGCUUACAGUACAAGAAGUUCAUGGUGUAUCCCUGGAUCCUGAACGUAACAUGGCCACUUGAUCUGGACAGUGGGGAUUACCCCCUGACAAUGUCGGGACCCUACUGGAAGAAGUUCAAGUCCAAUUUCUGUGAAUUUCUCUCUGUGUUGAUUCAGCACUGUCAGUACACCAUCAUACACGAUGAGUACCUGAUGGAUACGGUGAUCUCUCUUCUAACUGGCCUCUCGGACUCCCAGGUGCGGGCAUUCCGACACACCAGUACCCUUGCAGCUAUGAAACUAAUGACAGCUUUGAUCAACGUGUCUUUGAGUCUGAGAGUACAGUUACACAACACCCAGAGACAACGUGAAGUGGAGAAGAUUAACAUAAGACCCAACCGGGGACUAGAGACAUUCUUGCAGAAGAAGGAAGAGAUUAUAGAAAAACAGGAGAAUAUUGAAAACCUGAUGAACGCCAUUUUCAAAGGAAUCUUUGUCCAUAGAUAUCGUGAUGCAUUGCCUGAAAUCAGAGCUAUUUGUAUCGAGGAAAUAGGCAUCUGGAUGAAAACCUGCAGCGAUCGCUUUCUGACUGACAGCUACUUGAAAUAUGUGGGGUGGUCUUUGCAUGACAAACAAAGUGAUGUGAGAUUGAAAUGCCUGAUUGGAUUGCUGGGCUUGUACUCUGACAGGGAGUGUUGUGCAAAGAUGGAUCUUUUCACCUGUCGCUUCAAGGAUAGAAUCAAGUCAAUGACACUGGACAAAGAAAGUGAAGUAGCUGUACAAGCAAUUAAGGUGUUAACUCUCAUGUUGCAGAACUGUGAAGAUGCAUUGACUUCAGGAGACUGCGAACAGUUGUACCAUUUUGUGUAUUCGGCACACAGACCUGUUGCUUUAGCCGCUGGAGAAUUCCUACACAGGAAGUUGUUUUGCAGUCAGGAGUCUGAAGUACAAGAUGAAUUGUCUGAGAGAAAGGAGAGAGCCACCUGUAACAUCAGCCACUUAAAGACUCUGGUGAACUUCUAUCAGGAGAGUGAGGGAUACACGCAUUCAGCCUACCUCGUUGACAGCCUCUGGGAUUCCUCGGCAUUUCUACUGAAGGACUGGGAGUCCAUGACAGCAUUACUGCUGGAAGAUGGUGUCCCAGGAGAAGAAGCUUUCACUAACGUACAGAAGAAAGCACUGGUGGAAAUCAUGCUGAGCUCAAUACGACAGGCAGCAGAAGGUCUUCCCCCAGGAGGCAGGUGCUUGGGGAAGAAGGUUCAGAUGGGAAAGGAGAAAAAGUCACAGAUGGACGAUCGGGCGAAGCUCACGGAACAUUUCAUUGUGGCACUUCCGCAGUUGCUGGCUAAGUAUUCCACUGAUGAGGAGAAAGCAAUUAAACUAAACCUUCUACAAAUACCCCAGUAUUUUGAUCUGGAGGUCUACAGUACUGUGCAGUUGGAGAAGCACUUGGAUACCCUACUGAAGCAGAUAAAGGAGAUAGUGGAACAGGAGACGGGCUCUGAGGUUCUGGAGUUCUGUUCAAAGGCGUACCUUUUCCUCAGCAAGGAAGAGCUGGCUGCUCAUGAACAAGUAGAACUAGCAAAAAGCCAACUGUUCGACCAGCUUGUGGGGAAGUUCAACCAGCUGCUGAAAGACUUUCUUCACAAGGGAGACCGGUUUGAUGAGACUGAAUCUUACCAAAUGUGGUCAACGUUGAAAAGAAUAACCACCUUCCACAAUGCUCACGACAUAACGCGAUGGAACCUGUUGAACAGCACCUGUAAACUGCUGAAGAGUGGGUUGGAGGAUGGGAACGUCCCUGAGCCAAUCAUUAUUCAGGCAAUAAAGUGCAGCUACUUUCACAUCAUGUGGCAGCUCUCCAAAGUAUCCGAAGGCAUUUCCUCUAAGAGCGUGCAGGUGUCAGUGGGGAAGCAGAUGAGGGGAUUCUGUUACAUCUGCAGGCGGUACCUGACCAAUGUCAGCAGUGUUGUCAGAGAGCAGGCAUUCGUAAUCCUUUGUGACCUCCUGCUGGUGUUUAGCCACGAGGUUCUGUCCAGUGGCGGUGAGAACAUUGAACCCUUUGCCUACGUUCCCGAGGCUUCCCUGCAGUCUGAGCUUGUGGCCUUUGUCAUGGAUCAUGUGUUCGUCCCCCAAGAUGACGAGAACGUCAACAAAGAUGAAGAACACAAAGUGGGUGUUUUACACAAGAGGAGGAAUCUUCUUGCUGCCUUCUGUAAGCUGAUUGUGUUCAGUGUGGUGGAGAUGGAGAUCGCUGCCGACAUCUUCAAACAGUACAUCAAGUAUUACAUCGACUAUGGAGACAUCAUUAAGGAAACGCUCAGCAGGACCAGACAGAUUGAUAAAAUUCAGUGUGCGAAGACCUUGAUUCAGAGCUUAAAGCAGCUGUUCAGUGAACUGUUGCAAGCUCAAGGCUCCAAUGUAACCAGAUGGUCUCAACCGUUCACCAGUAUAAAGGAUUUGGCCAGACGCUUCUCGCUGACUUUUGGCUUGGACCAGUUGAAGACCAGGGAGGCAAUGGCCAUGUUGCACAAAAAUGGCAUUGAAUUUGCCUUCAGAGACUUCAAUACAAAGGGUAAGAAUCAGCCUCCCCCUAACCUGGCCUUCCUGGAUAUCUUGAGUGAAUUUUCCCCAAAGCUGCUGAGAACAGACAAGAGAACAGUAUUCAAUUACCUGGAGAGGUUCAUAACCGACCAGAUGGCAGUAGAGAGUGGAGAUGAAUGGCUCCCACUGGCCUCGUACAGACGGUCCUUGUUGGACACCAGGGAUGAUGAUACAACUUCCACAAGUAGCAGUGACAGGAGUCCACCAUCCUCAACACAACACAAUUCCAGAACAGCAUGUCUGAAAAGGAGGCACCAAACGGGGGACAGCAUUAGUAAUGUGGGGUUGAAUGAGGAGCAGAGGGGAAACCAAUUACCCAGCCUCCUGAUGUCUCGGUUGACUUCGACGGAGCUCAGAGAAAAUGAGAGGCAUGUGAGCCAGAGGGGAAGUCAUGUAAAGGAAGAUCCAAUGGACAAUGAUGGGUUACAGUCACUUUGCAGUGAGUAUGGGACCACAACAAUGGGAAUCACAGAUAGGACAAUAGCAGAAGAUGCAGCUAAAUCACCCGAGAGCGACCUUGAUGAUUUGAAUGAAAUAUUGGACAUUGAUAAUGACUGACAUGGAUCUGAUGCCAGUGAGGGGACUAUCUCAAGGUCAAGGCACUAUCGGCGUCAACAUUUCCAAUUGUGAACUGUUGAAGACACGGCUCUUUUAAAAGAAUUUACAUUAUAAACAUUUUGAGAAUCAGAGACCAAUGUAAAACAGUUGGUGGUAAUGUUGCAGUACCUAGGAGCUAAACAGAAGAAAGUUACCUUGCAAAAAAAAACCCUUGCAGAAGAACAUCACCCUUGGCUGGGAUAGUUCUUUAGAGGACAUUAAUUUCUGCAGCUUACACUGUAAGAUCUUAUUUCUCCCUCUCAAAAGUGUUUGAAAAUGGUUAGUGUACAGUGGCAUGCAAAAGUUUGGGCACCCCUGGUCAAAAUUUCUGUUACUGUGAAUAGCUAAGCGAGUAAAAGAUGACCUGA
Messenger RNA from Pristis pectinata (smalltooth sawfish), 4197 nucleotides. RefSeq names its product cohesin subunit SA-2-like. The record is from RefSeq and is a predicted model, not a curated record. Gene Ontology annotation, biological process: sister chromatid cohesion. Gene Ontology annotation, molecular function: chromatin binding. Bases 194 to 3790 code for a protein of 1198 amino acids. Lineage: Eukaryota; Metazoa; Chordata; Chondrichthyes; Rhinopristiformes; Pristidae. Gene Ontology annotation, cellular component: nucleus; chromatin; cohesin complex. The transcript is spliced from 33 exons.